CGAUCGUGGUUACACAUAGCGAUGGUGCAGCAGCGACAACGUGACGAAUGAUUCGCGCCAAGCGAGUUCCCGCGUAAAGGCAAGCUCAACGUUGAUUGGUCCAUUUCGUCGAAUCGUGUAGCUUGGUUAAGUACAGCUGGUAAGUCGGCAGAUGGCAGUAGCAUUAGGUCCGUCCGGCGCAUCGCACAAGGCGGCUCGCCAUUGUGCCCCGUGAUUGCCUGCCGAAGUUUUCGUGUUUGUGAAGGAGAAUUGAUCCGGUUUUUAGCAGUCUUCUGCGUGCCUACUAACUGUGCCGCUAUAACGGGAUUCCGUUCUCUGGUUUCGCGUAUGCAUCUCCACGGGGAAUCAAGGAUCACUGAGUUUAUACCAUAAAGGAAAUCGCGAAGAAAAUUAUCGUCGAAAAGUGACGACACAACCCACGAAUAUCCCGCCAUCUUGGAUAAAUUCGGCAGCAAGGCCUCACUGCCGAUCUGUCCCGAAGAUUACAGCGGCAAACAUCAUUAUCGGAAUAAUGAAGAGGGAAGCUGAUGCGGGCGCCAUGACAGGUUCAGGAGGGCCAACUAGUCCUCACAAACGUUAUCGACAGGGUGACGAUGAACUUCGUCUUCUCAUUCCUAGCAAGGUUGCUGGAUCUAUAAUUGGCAAGGGAGGACAGAACAUCACAAAGCUCCGAAAUCAGUACAAAGCCUCAAUCAUUGUACCCGAUUGCCCCGGACCCGAACGAGUUUUGACCAUCAGUUCCGAUCUGACGACAGUUCUUCAAGUCCUCAACGAGGUCGUACCUAAUCUCGAAGAGAAUGGUUCCCGACAUGGAAGUGACGAAAUUGAUGUACGUAUGCUGGUACAUCAGAGCCAAGCUGGUUGUGUCAUCGGCAAGGGAGGUUUAAAAAUCAAAGAACUACGCGAGAAAACUGGAGCCAGAAUCAAGAUCUACUCCAACUGCUGCCCACGCAGUACGGAUCGCUUGAUCAGCAUCUGCGGGAAACCAACGACGUGCAUAGAAUGUAUCCGCGAGUUGAGCGCUACCAUUAAAACGUCGCCGUUGAAAGGGGUGAAUAAUCCAUACGAUCCUCACAAUUUCGAUGAUUAUUAUGCAGACGAAUAUGGUGGUUAUGGAAGCGGAGAUGGCGGCCAAGGAAGAGGCGGUGGUUUUGGUCCAGGAGGCCGUGGAGGAGGAGGUGGUGGUGGAGGAGGUGGCGGUGGCGGUGGCGGUGGAGGAGGUGGCGGUGGCGGAGGUGGAGGUGGUGGAAUGCUACCUAGACGAGACAGUCGUAGUACUGGCGAUGAUAUAAAUCGUGUAUUUCCAACAUCAAGAAGUGGACCUCGUGGAGGAGCUGGUGGAGGAGCAGGUGGUGGCGGAAUGACGGGUGGUCCGAUAGAUCGUGGAUAUGCUGGUAACUCGAGAGCUGCUGGAGGUGGUGCUGGUAACGGUGGUGGUGGAUACGACGGUGGAAGGAAUGCUGGCUAUGCUGGAAAUAGGGCUGGUCCACCACCUUAUGCCACUGGAAAUUACAAUGGGGAUGGUUGGGGUAUGCAAGGUGGUGGUGCACCAAACGGUUUAAGCGGUGCUGGUAACUCAGGAAUGAGUGGUCCAUCAAUGAGUGGAAACAAUCAGGGAAAUCAAAACAAUAUGAGUGGAAACAAGACCAGUACUCAAGUCACCAUCCCUAAGGAUCUCGCAGGCGCAAUAAUUGGUAAGGGCGGAGCAAGAAUCAGGAAAAUCAGAUCGGACAGUGGCGCCUCGAUCACCAUAGACGAGCCAUUACCUGGUAGUAAUGACCGGAUUAUCACGAUAAUCGGCUUACCCAGUCAGAUACAGAUGGCUCAGUACCUUCUACAACAGAGCGUACACGAGAAUGCAGAUCAUUAUUAACGAGGAAGAAAAGAAGAAAAAAAAAAUUAAGAUUAAAAGAAAAAAGAAAAAGAAGAAAAAAAAGAAAGCAUGGGUUAAAGGAGCAGCAAAAACAUUCAGGCGGGUUUUAGAGGUGGAUGGGGGAGAGGGGGGAGCCAAAGAUACAUUUUUAACAUUUUCUAGAAACAUUUUUCUUCGGGUAAAUAAUGCAAGCGUGAAAAAGUGAAAGUAGAUACUUUUGACGAUGGACGUGUUCACAUUCAAACAUACCUGUUUUGAAAGCGAGAGAGAGAGAGAGAGAGAGAGAGAGAAAUUAAGAGAGAGAACUGAACAAUUGAGAAAGCUAAAUAGAGCGAAAGAAGGAAAGAAAGAGAGAAAAAGAGAGAGAGAAUAGAAAAAGAGGAAGAUAGAAAGAAACGCGUACAUAAUUUUUCAUAAAUCUGUAAGAAUAUUUUUUUUUCUUUAUCGAUAAAAGAAAAAGAAAGAAUCGUGGCCAAAACGAAAAAGUUUUUUUUUAUUUUGGCUCUAAUGAAAUGAUAAGAAUAUUCUUUUUUUUUCAAAGAGCUUUGAUUAUUAUUACAUAUACAUAUAUAUAUAUAUAUAUAUACAUAUAUAUAUGUAUAUUACGUAUGUAUGUAUGCAUGUUAUAUUAUAUAUAUUAUAUAUAUAUAUAUGUUAUAUAUGUAUGUAAAGAUACACAUUACUAAAGAAUAUUAAUGAUUAAUAUUACUAAUAAUUGCCAUCGAUAAAACACGAUUGACCUUAUCGGCCUAUUUCUAAAAUAGAUUAAUACCCUCAUUUUCAUGAUACAUUGCAAAUAGAAAAAAGAAGAACAAGAAAGAAGAAAAAGAACAAGAAGAAGAAGAAAAAGAAGAAGAAGAAAAUUUUCUGACGUUAAAAUGGCUUCAGAUUUGUGUCACGAAUUAUAGGAACGGAUUAUAGAAGAGAUCACAUACAUAUAUUACACAUACACACAUACACCUACAAUACAAUUUCCUGAUAAUGUUAGCGUCCUUCGAGAUAAAUAUUUUCUAAUAUUAUUACAUAUACAUAAAUGGCCAAAGAGCGUAAAAGUAAAGUUUAAGAAUCGUUAAACUUUCUAUGUGUGCGUUUUGCCGAUGGUUUUACAUACACAUAUACACAUACACACACACACGCAAAUACACACGUAAACACAUUACUUCACUCCUUCGAUAUUUUUUCUAUUUUUUACUUUUUAUUAUUAUUAUUAUUAUUAUUAUUAUUAUUAUUAUUAUUAUUAUUAUUAUAAUUUUUUUUAAUAGAUCUCUACGAUAAUUAUUCGAAAGACGAGUCGUUUCUUUCGUCAAUAUUCUUUCCUUUUUCUAAUUUCUUUUCUUUCCUAUAUAUAUAUUUUUUAUUUUUUAUUUUAUUCGGAACGUAUGCUGCGUAACGAGUCUAGCGCGCGCGCGCAUGUAUGUGUGUGUAGUUGGAUGCGCGCGUGUUCGUGUUUGUGUAUGGAAGCGUACAUCCGACUAUUCCUUUUUUAAGACGCCUAUAUGAAAUAUUGUCUUGUUUAAAGACAGCGAGAAACAGAUAAUUACUUAUUUUUAUUCUGAAUUUUUUUUCCUAAUCUUAACUACCACCGAAAAUGUACUAGAAAAAAACAAAAAUAAAAGAAGCAGAAAAGAAAGAAAAAAAUAUAUAUAUUUAUAUAUAUAUAUACACAUAAAUAUGUAUGUAUAUAUACAUACAUACAUAUAUAUAUAUAGACACACACACAUACACGCGCACACAGAAAGAGAGAGAGAGAGAGAGGGAGAGAGAGAGAGAGAGAGAGAUGAAAAAAGAAUGAAAAUCUGUAUAAAUCCAAAAGAAUUUUGUUAUCCUAUAAACAUUGCCAUUAUUAUUAUUAUUAUUAUUAUUAUUAUUAUUAUUAUUAUUAUUAUUAUUAUUAAUAUUAUUAUUAUUAUUAUUAUUAUUAUUAUUAUUAUUACUAUUACUACACUAUUCCAUUAAGAAUAUUUUUAAAAAGUCCUUCUUACACAUACACACUCACAUAUACACACACAUACUCUCUCUCUCUCCUCACUUAAUACGCAAAAGUGUGUGAUAAGAUUUUAAAUAAUCCAUUUUAAUUAGUAUAAAAGAAAAGAACAGAUUUUUUGAACUAUGAAAAAUAUCCAAAUACCGAUCGACACUCGACAUAAUCAUUUAUAAAAAAAAAAAAGAAGAAAACAAAACAGAGGGAAAAACCAAUCGUCAAAUCUGAUUUAUCUGUUUUGUAAAGAAAUCGUCCGUUGUUUAAAAACGACCACCUCCCCUUUUCUUAGAAUUAAUCACGAAGAGACUUAUAUUACCAUGCGCGCUCUACAGAGUUGAAGAAGAAAAAGAAGAAGAAGAUACAAAUCAAAACUAUUUCCUUACUACAAAAGCCGCCAUUUUGUACGAUGUUACGCGUAUGCAUUUUUUUUUCUUUUCUUUUUUUCUUGUUGUUAUUUUUUCUUCUUCAUUUGAAAAAUACUUUUAUCGUAAUAAUCAUGUUUUAUCGUGCGAGACAUACACACAAGAAACAUAUACAUAAAUAAAUAAAUAAAUAAAUAAAUAAAUAAAUGAAUAAAUAAAUAAAUAUAUAUAUACAUAUAUAUAUAUAUAUAUAUAUAUAUAUAUAUAUAUAAAUAUGUGAACAGAGAAAAUGCACACACAAAAGGCAAACCACUUUUAUCGUGUGCGUCCGCUCUGAGAGAGCAUGUGUGCGACGUGUCUAUCAAUGUGCGUGUGUAUGACGUAUGUAUGAUGUAUGUAUGCGUACGUAUAUAGUGCAUAUCGAGUAUAUAAGGAUAGAAAUGAUGAAAAGGAAAGAUGUACGAAUAAAGGUCCACGAGAUAAGAUUAUGUGCGCGAAUGAAUAUAUGAUGUGAUGCGGAGAAAGAAAAGAGAGAAAGAGAGAGGAUAAGAAAGCAUGGAAAAAAAAACAAGAAAGAAAAAUUCAGAGUAAGAGCGAAAGAGAGAGAGAGAGAGAGAGAGAGAGAGAGAGAGAGAGAGAGAGAGAGAGAGAACAUUGUUCGCUCACAUAACACGAUAUGUGUACUAUAUAAGAUAACAGUUUACAAUUAUUUGUAAUGAAUACUUUUUAUUUGUCAAAUAAAGGUUAGUACAAACAAAAUAAAA
Molecule: messenger RNA, 4980 nt
Organism: Vespula vulgaris
Lineage: Eukaryota; Metazoa; Arthropoda; Insecta; Hymenoptera; Vespidae
Gene: HnRNP-K
Product: heterogeneous nuclear ribonucleoprotein K
Exons: 14
Coding region: 512-1873 (453 amino acids)
Biological process (GO): regulation of mRNA splicing, via spliceosome; regulation of transcription by RNA polymerase II
Cellular component (GO): cytoplasm; nucleus
Molecular function (GO): mRNA binding
Source: RefSeq, a predicted model, not a curated record